Molecule: messenger RNA, 2309 nt
Organism: Procambarus clarkii (red swamp crayfish)
Lineage: Eukaryota; Metazoa; Arthropoda; Malacostraca; Decapoda; Cambaridae
Source: RefSeq, a predicted model, not a curated record
GUCGCGGGCGGACGUGUCGUCUCCGCCGCCUCUGACUCGCCAGCCUGGCCUGUGCGCGCUUUCUUGUCGUUCCUGCGUCCUCACACCACGUUGUGUGAGUGUCGUUCCUGCGUCCUCACACCACGUUGUGUGAGUGUCGUUCCUGCGUCCUCACACCACGCUGUGUGAGUGUGUCGUUCCUGCGUCCUCACACCACGCUGUGUGAAUCGUUCCUGCGUACCUGACACGAGACGUUGUGAGCGCGAGAAGACACUAUAUGCCAGGGUAUUUUCUUUUGUCAAUUAUAAAUACGUAAUUAUCUACGUAUCAUAGUCUAUCACAUACUGCGUGGCCUGUGUAUACUAUACACCGAAACUAUGACAGCAGAGGCAAUCUAGCUGAAAGGAAAGAAAUCAUCAACUUGGAAAAUAAAUUGUCAGAAAAGUCACGCUGUCCUAAGUGAAUAAACUAAUAAAACUUAUAUGACGAGGUUUUUUUUUUGUUCUUAUAUAUAUAUAUAUAUAUAUAUAUAUAUAUCAAAUGUCAAAAAAUUUAUGUAUUCUGAAAUGCUAUUUAAAAUAAGCCUCGCGUAUUGAAAAAUGUUUGCAAUGAAGACAAACAAAAUUGAAGCUAAAUAAUUCAAAAUACAAAAAAAUGUAUUUAUUUAUUGUGUAUUUGCAGUGAAAAAUUAAAAAAAAAAUAAAAAUAAAAGAAGUGUGCUUAGAAACCUCUAUUAAAAAAAAUAUUAUUGAUUCACUAAACAUUUCAUGACUAUACUGGCGUGUGGUGAGAAUAUCGUCAAAAUUCCAUUCAAAAGUGUAAAUAACCCAAUAAUUUAGAUAACGUUAAACCUCAAGUAUUUGAAACGUGGGGUUCCAGCCGAGAUAGAAUCACUAUGGGCUCGUGGAGACGUCUUCGGCGAAUUCUCUGUGCAAGCUUGCAAAGCUUACUCGCUAUAGACGGUGAAGUCGCGCUCGGAAUCUUUGCGAGAAGUGAACCACUUCGCAAGGUAUAGUCGCGCUCGGAGUCUUCGCGAGAAGUAAACCCGCCAUUAGGAAGACCGCAGGCGCCGAUCUUCGGGACCUGUAGAUCUUCACUUCGCGGACAGAGAGUAAUUUAAAUACUCAAAGAGUCCGAAGGAAAAUUCGAGUCACAAGUCUCGAAAUGUUGUUUAGAAACUGCCAGUAACUCGAUGUUGUCGUAGGCGACGCCUACAAAAUACAAAUUGCAGUGAAAACAGCCUUUGGAGUGUCGUAUCGAGUUCGAGAUGGGCGUGAGGGCGGAGUAGUGGACAGAUGGAGACGGUUUGUGGGCGGGGCGGAGGGAUGAGGAGUGGGCGGGCUGUGGUGGGACUGGACGUUAUCAGCCACACUCUCCCGCGUAAUUUCCGCACGCCCGCCCACCCACCCUGCUGCCAGCCCGCCCCCCGCCCACAGUGUGCCGGCUGCCGCCCUGAUCUCUGCGUGGGGGAGGACACCACCGCCGCCCCCCAGUGCCACCAGGCCUUUCCCACCUACCCCGCCCAUUUCUAUCCCACGGUGCUGAGGGGCGGGUGGGGCGGGGGUGAGGGCGGGCCGGAUGACUGUGCAACGUGCAGGUUGCAGGAAUCCCUUCCCUGCCCGUGUCGUGACCCCCGAUGUCUGGGGGUCACUGCCUCCCCCCUCGCCUGCACUUGGGACAGCAAGAGCCUCUCCCGUGACGGGCGACCCCCUUCCCACGCCUCCUACCAGGACCUGCAGAUGACCAGGACGGCGUCGAUGUGUGCGUUGCCGAAGUUGAUGAGCGUGGAGGAGCGGUUGACCACGGCGUUGGGGCAUCCUCUGGCUCCGCCACACAAACACACAAACAACACUCACGCAAACACGCACGCAAACACGCACGCAAACACCCAAGCAAAUACGCACAGUACGCCACAAGCCUACAGUCGGGCUAAGACCCAGGCGCACGUCCAUACCGCCAGUCAGACCCACAAACACAAUCACAAUACCACCACUAACACCGCUGGUGAUGACGGUAGCAGCGCCCACGCCCACGCCCACGCUCACGGCCAGGGCCUGGGGGCGAGCAGAGGGUCGAGGUUGAGCAGGAGCGUGGAGAGUCUACCUCGGGACAUCAAGGAACACAUCCUCAAGUGCCAGUGUUCCUGUGACCACCUCGGCUAUGGCAACUUUUCCGUGACUUUUCCAAUGCCAGAAGAAAACGAUUCCGCGAAGCUCAAGGAAUUCUCAGGGUCGAUAGAGCUCCUUGAUAUUGCAAAAAAAGCUGAUACCAUUGCAAAUGGCCUUUGCCAAGACGGUCCACAGCCAGAUGUCGUCUUCAUUCUGUAUUAA